This is a messenger RNA of Ordospora colligata OC4, 1296 nucleotides long. RefSeq lists its product as uncharacterized. Lineage: Eukaryota; Fungi; Microsporidia; Ordosporidae. Bases 1 to 1296 code for a protein of 431 amino acids. The record is from RefSeq and is a predicted model, not a curated record. The transcript has a single exon.
AUGCUUCCGAAUGAAAUUGAUCCGUACGAGUUCAAGUUUUUUGGAAAGGACAUGCUUCCACUGGCAGACACUCACAAUCUGUUCAGAAGCUCGCGGUUUCUGAAGAACAGUAGUGUCGUGAAGGCUGUAUCAAAGACAAACCAAGGACUUGUCAUGAUGGUUCGCAAUCCAGCAGAAUCGGUUAUAUACACGCCAGAAAAUAAGAUAACAUACAGCUCGAAGAACAAAAAAGCAAGCUUGAGGAACGUUGCAAGAAGAUUCUUGAAUGCAAAGAUCAUAGAUUUUGCAAUAAUGCGAUUUGGAAACUUUCAUUACUCUCUGUCAAGGUGGGAAAAGGACGUAUGCAGUUUAUGCAUUGUUGCAUGCAUCAACGGUCAAACAUCUGAGAAAAUAUUGCUCAAUCCACCUAUGAUAUUAGGAGCAGUUGUGGAGAAUUCGUGUGUGUCUGAUAGUGCGCCAUUUAGAUUCAAAGAUAUUGCUCAAUAUGGAAAGUCAAAAGAAUCUGGUGAGAGUAAUGACAUAUAUUUAAGGACGAAAGACAGUAAUAAGAUAAUGUUUUCACCUAAACUGAACGAUGUAAAAGUGAAUCCGAUUGAUGGAUUUCCAAAAAAGGACAUGUAUUCGUUGAAGUAUGACAUGAAUGGAAGUGUUUAUGGCGGAAUCAACAGGAGUGAUGUAAACACAAGUGAUAGUUGUAUGAUAGAUCUGAUGUCUGGCACUUCUGAGAUAGAAGCUGAGAAUCUUCAAUCCAGACCAUACAAAGAUGUAAAGGAUAGUGAAGGAAUGUUUGAAUACGUAAUAUCAAAGAUAAAGAAACUUUUCUGCAAUAAUACUACGAAUAGUAACGCAAGUACAAUGAAUAUGCAAACUAUCAGGCCGUGGGCUGUUAUUGAAGAAGAUGGAAUAAAGGAGCAUUUUAUAGAAACCCGUGCUGUAGAUUCAAGGUUGAAUUACUUGCCUAGAGAGGAAGGAACUGUUAAAAAGACAGAUUGUAAGAACAUAAUAAAGUUUGGGACAAUAAAUGAGGAAGGAAGCUUGGACUGUGUGCAAAAGACAGUGAAGUGUCUAUCUAUGGCAAACUUUGAUAGACUGGAAGCUUUCAUUUUCGGUGUUGCCAAGCACAUGAAGAAAAGUAAUGUCAACUACGUAGAAGUAUGUUCAGAGAUCGAUUUCUUUAUCUUGAACAAAAAAGGAUACAUAUACAUAUAUGCCAGGGACAUGCUCCACAGGAUGGAAAAUGAAUAUCUUCCAAAGUUUGGCAAUCUGUUCAGGAGGUUAGAACUCGAAGCCAUAUAG